Delphinapterus leucas (beluga whale) is the source of this 1454-nucleotide messenger RNA. RefSeq names its product cysteine dioxygenase type 1 (gene CDO1). Gene Ontology annotation, biological process: L-cysteine catabolic process. Lineage: Eukaryota; Metazoa; Chordata; Mammalia; Artiodactyla; Monodontidae. Gene Ontology annotation, molecular function: cysteine dioxygenase activity; ferrous iron binding. The record is from RefSeq and is a predicted model, not a curated record.
ACGUUGGUACAUUCCCGGUGACUCCGAGAGCUUAAAAAGGGCCCGGGGAGGCCGAACCCAGCAGGUUUGGUCCAGAUUUGUGUGCGCGGCCCGUACUCUGAUUCGCCACGCCCAGCAGCGAGACGCGCGCCGCCAGUCCGCAAGGGAUGGAGCGGACCGAGGUGCUAAAGCCACGCACCCUGGCCGAUCUGAUCCGCAUCCUGCACCAGCUCUUCGCCGGCGAGGAGGUCAAUGUGGAGGAGGUGCAGGCCGUCUUGGAAGCCUACGAGAGCAGCCCCGCCGAGUGGGCAGUAUACGCCAAGUUCGACCAGUACAGAUAUACCCGAAAUCUUGUGGAUCAAGGAAAUGGAAAAUUUAAUCUCAUGAUUCUAUGUUGGGGCGAAGGACAUGGCAGCAGUAUCCACGAUCACACUGACUCCCACUGCUUUCUGAAGAUGCUGCAGGGAAAUCUAAAGGAGACAUUAUUUGCCUGGCCUGACAAAAAAUCCAAUGAGAUGAUCAAGAAGUCUGAAAGAAUCUUGAGGGAAAACCAGUGUGCCUACAUCAACGAUUCCAUUGGCUUACAUCGAGUAGAGAAUAUUAGCCAUACAGAACCUGCCGUGAGCCUUCACUUGUACAGUCCGCCUUUUGAUACGUGCCAUGCCUUUGAUCAAAGAACAGGACAUAAAAACAAAGUCACCAUGACAUUCCAUAGCAAAUUUGGAAUCAGGACUCCAUUUACAACUUCAGGAUCACUGGAGAACAACUAAGGAGCACCAGACCCUCUGAGGUUUUACUUUAAGGUCCGGUGAAAGUUUUGCCUUGGACAGGAAGCCCUCCUUCCAUUUGCUGUCCAGUAAUAUACUUUACAAGGCCAAUACUUAGAUCUACUAUAAGGCAGAUGCUAAUCAUAAGGCAUUAAGUAAGCAAAUAGUGCCCUGAGCUACUGUAGAAGAAAAAACCCCACUAAAGAUAAAAAGGCUUGUGAUUUUAAAGGCCAAAUCAAGUGCUCCACUCAUUUUACCCUCUAAACCCAUUGGAACUAUACUGGGAAUGUCGAUGAAGGUUUUUAUAGUUUUUGGAAACACUGGUCUCUGAACUAUAAUUAGCAAUAAAUAAAAACAAGACAUCAAACCACCCACCUUGUUACUUGGAGGACUAAAUGUAGAUGUCUUCAUUGUACUUUGUAUGUUCUUAAUAUUUGAAGAGAAGUUUUUGAAUCUGUGCAUUUUAUUUUUUCAAUCUUAUUUUACAAAUUCCUGUUCUAUAAAUAAUAGGGUAUUGUAGAUAGAGAAACUUAAGGCACUUUGCCAUUUGGUAAUGAAAUGAAGGGCAGAAGAUUUAGAAAAAUACAGGUACCCAAACCCACAACAAACCAAAAUUAUAAACUCAUGUCUAAUGUGUCCAGUGGUCAAAGACUUUGUACUGCUGCCAGAAUUGCCAAAUAAUUUUAAUAAAAGUGGAUUUGAACAUAA